CAUAGCAUUCAUAGCAUUCAUACGUAAACAUUAACAUUAAAUACUGCUAUCAAUUGCUGUCUCUAUUAUUAGUUGUUUCUAUGUUUAUGUGUUUUUGAAUGCUAUGUCAAAACCGAUUGACAAUAUUAAUGACCCAUUAGAUGAUAAUAUGUCAUAUUUGAUGAAAUGGUGAUCAAUUGGUACAAAAGAUAUGUUUGUCAAUUGAUGGCACAGUCGUUGGUAUUGUGGAUAUGUGUUGUGGAUGUAGUGUUUGGUUACUAUUGUGAUCAUAAUUAUUGUGUCCAUAGUUCACAAUAUUGUUGUGGAGACAACCAGUGCUGCGAUUAUGUCAACCAAACGGUCUUCAACUCUAUUGUUAUCAUAAUAUCAUUGAUAAUCAUGUCAUCGAUAUUAUGGCUUAUUUUCCGUAUAUUUUGCUUCAAUAGCACAAUGAUUGUCAUUAAAAAAAUUGGCCAAAAAUUUAUCGUAAAGCCGACCAAUCGGGUCAUUGACCAGAAGCGUUGGCUCGAAGACCCGGAAUCAAGUCUAUUAACCGAUGAGUUGGAGGUCAGACACGGAUCAAACACACGACAUGACCGAUGAAACCAUGAUUUGUAUUUGCAUUGGCUUUUAUUACCCAUUAUGUCCAUCACUUUAGUUGAUGACAGCCUUUGACCACAACCACCACAAUCACCGAAUCUCUUCACUAAACUCUAAUGAAAUUUUUUUAUAACAAAUUUGUUGAUAUGAUAAACAUUUUUGUUAU
Messenger RNA from Oppia nitens, 745 nucleotides. RefSeq lists its product as uncharacterized. The record is from RefSeq and is a predicted model, not a curated record. The coding region runs from base 166 to 582 and encodes 138 amino acids. The transcript has 2 exons. NCBI's taxonomy places the organism in Eukaryota, Metazoa, Arthropoda, Arachnida, Sarcoptiformes, Oppiidae.